This is a messenger RNA of Medicago truncatula (barrel medic), 3499 nucleotides long. Its product is annotated as putative receptor-like protein kinase At3g47110. Gene Ontology annotation, biological process: protein phosphorylation. Gene Ontology annotation, molecular function: protein kinase activity; ATP binding; protein binding. Bases 53 to 3238 code for a protein of 1061 amino acids. Lineage: Eukaryota; Viridiplantae; Streptophyta; Magnoliopsida; Fabales; Fabaceae. The record is from RefSeq and is a predicted model, not a curated record. The transcript has 3 exons.
UACCACCGUUGACCGGUACUUCAGCGGAGACUGACGUGAGUAACUAUGACUCAUGAGAGUUGAGUUUUGUUACAAAUUCAAACUCCACUCACAUGGUUUUGCUAUAUACACAGUACAUCCCAUUUGUGAUAUAACAGAUUUACCAAUUCUUACAAUUUUAGCAAACAUCAAUUCAACAACCAUGUUACGUAUCUUUUGGUCUAUCAUAUGCCACAUUCUCUUUGCUUCAAAUUUCCUCAACAAUUCAGCCUCUGCCUUAGGAAACAUCACUGACCAUUCUGCAUUACUCAAAUUCAAAGAAUCAAUGUCCAGUGACCCUUUUGGAGUAUUAAACUCUUGGAAUAGUUCUACCCACUUUUGCAUGUGGCAUGGAGUAACAUGCGGUCAUAGACAUCAAAGAGUCACGGAGAUCAAGUUGGUAGGAUACAAACUACAAGGUUCUAUAUCACCCCACGUUGGUAAUCUUUCCUUUCUGAGAGUCCUAUACCUUGAUGAUAAUAGCUUCCAUGCCAAUGUCCCUCGAGAAUUAGGCCGUUUAUUUCGACUGCAGGCCAUCUCUUUUGCCAAUAAUACUUUAGGAGGUCGAUUUCCAACCAGUUUGACAAAUUGCACUCAGCUGAGGGAGAUCGGAUUAUAUGGUAAUAAUUUUACCGGUCAAAUACCAAUGGAGAUUCACUCUCUUGCCAAGCUUGAAUAUUUUAAUGUUGCAAGAAACAAUCUAAUUGGUCGAAUUCCACCUUCUAUAUGGAAUCUUUCUUCCCUCACUGUACUCGAUUUUUGGUAUAACCACUUGGAGGGAAACAUACCAGAAGAAAUAGGUUUUUUAAAAAAAUUGACAAAGAUGUCAGUCUCAGAAAACAAAUUAUCUGGUAUGCUUCCCUUUUCACUUUACAAUUUGUCAUCUCUCACUCACCUCCACACAGCAGGCAAUCAAUUCCAUGGUUCUCUUCCAACCAACGUGUUCACAACCCUCCCAAAUAUUAGGCAAUUUUGGUUUGCUUCAAAUCGAUUCUCAGGUCCAAUCCCAUCAUCCAUCAGUAAUGCAUCUCGGAUUCAAAUGUUCGAUAUUGGUUUUAACAAUUUUGUAGGACAAAUUCCAAAUCUUGGAAAGCUGCAGGAUCUUUCUGUUUUGGCUGUAGGCGAAAAUAAUCUUGGCAGCAAUUCAUCAUAUAGUGGUGAUGAUUGGGAGUUUAUAAAGUCUUUGGUAAACUGUAGUCAGCUUUAUAUAGUAAUUGUUGAAAGUAAUAACUUAGGAGGUCCUUUGCCCAAAAUUAUUGGCAAUUUGUCCACCCAUCUUGCACAAUUUGCUAUGGCUGACAAUCAGAUAUCUGGAGAAAUUCCAACAGAACUGGGAAAUCUUGUAAACUUGAUUUUCUUGUCCAUAGAAAACAACCUCUUAACUGAUGUUAUUCCAGAGAGUUUUUCUAAGUUUCAAAAGAUGCAAGAAAUGUAUUUAAAAAUAAACAAACUUUCAGGUGAAAUUCCGGCAACAAUUUUAGGAAAUCUCAGUCAGUUGUCUCAGUUGGAUUUAUCAGACAAUUUGUUGAUUGGAAAGAUUCCGUCAACUAUUGGAAAUUGCAAAAAGUUGCAAGCAGUGGACUUCUCAUUGAACAACCUUAGUGGUGCUAUACCAACACAACUUCUUAGCCUUUCCUCCUUAUCAAUACUUCUUAACCUAUCACAUAACUCAUUUAGUGGUAAUUUGCCUCCUGAGGUGGUCAUGCUUCAAAACAUUGAGAGGUUUGAUAUAUCUGAAAAUCAUCUCUCAGGUGGCAUUCCUGAAAAUAUUGGAGAUUGCUCAAGCCUGGAGUACCUAUUUUUAGAGGGUAAUUCUUUAGAUGGAGUCAUACCAUCUUCUUUAGCUUCACUAAAAGGUCUUCUACAACUAGACCUGUCGCGAAACAACUUGUCAGGUUCAAUUCCACAGGAAUUACAAAACAAUUCUGUUUUAGAAUGGUUCAAUGCUUCUUUUAACAAGUUGGAGGGCGAGGUGCCCAUGCUUGGUGUUUUCCAGAAUGCCAGUAGAGUUUCAUUGACUGGCAAUGACAGGCUUUGCGGCGGGGUAGCAGAACUGAAUCUGAAAAUUUGCCUACCAAAAAAUGUGAAAAAGAGAAAACACCAUAUUCGUCGCAAGUUGAUCAUCAUCAUCAUCUUCUCAAUUGCAUUUCUGCUUCUAUUGUCAUUUGUCCUUACUAUCAUCAUCUAUCAGAUAAUGAGGAAAAGGCAGAGAAAAACAUCUGCUGAUUCAACAAUUGUGCAAUUUCCGAAGGUAUCAUACCAAGAGCUACACCAUGCCACAGAUGGGUUCUCGGAUCAGAACUUGAUAGGAACCGGAGGUAUAGGUUUUGUGUACAAAGGAAGACUUAAUUCAGAAGAAAGAGUUGUUGCUGUAAAGGUUCUAAACCUUCAGAAGAAAGGAGCUCAUAAAAGUUUCCUUGCCGAAUGUAAUGCUUUUAGAAAUAUCAGGCAUAGAAAUCUAGUCAAGAUUAUCACAUGUUGCUCUAGUGUGGAUCACAAAGGUGACGACUUUAAGGCAAUAGUUUAUGAAUACAUGACAAAUGGGAGCUUAGAGGAAUGGUUGCAUCAAAAUGCAGAACACCAAAGAACUCUGAAAUUUGAAAAAAGAUUAGAAAUUGUUAAUGGAAUCGCUUCAGCAUUACACUAUCUUCACAAUGAAUGUGAGAAGCCUAUUGUUCAUUGUGAUUUAAAACCAAGCAAUGUCCUUCUUGAUGAUGACAUGGUUGCUCAUGUGAGUGAUUUUGGCUUAGCCAGACUUGUUUCAACAAUUGAUGGCAAAUCCAAUAAUCAAACCAGCUCAAUGGGAAUAAAGGGGACUAUAGGUUAUACUCCUCCAGAGUAUGGAAUGGAUACUCAAUUGUCAACAGAAGGCGACAUGUAUAGCUUUGGGAUUCUUCUUUUGGAGAUGAUGACUGGGAGAAGACCAACCGAUGAAAUGUUUAAAGAUGGGUACAACCUCCAUAACUACGUUAAAAUUGCAUUUCCAAAUAACAUUUUGGAGAUUGUUGAUGCAACUCUCCUCUCAACGGAAAACAGUCAUCUUUUAGUAACAACAGAGGUUGCAAGGGAUUUGCAUCCCAAUGUUGAGAGGUCUUUAUCUUCUUUAUUUAAGAUUGGAUUAUCUUGUUCAGUUGAGUCUGCAAGAGAACGAAUCAAUAUCGAGGAAGUCAAAACUGAACUGAAUAUCAUUUCAAAAGCUUUGGCUGAUGAAGGGAAAUAAGGAUACACCAAAAUUGAGGAAGAUUGGAAAGAAUGAGCUGGUUGAUGGUCUAUACCACUUCACCAUUUCUAUGAGUGCUGCACAACACACUACUGUUACAUCACUAGUUACUAAUAAUGUCAUCAUACAGUUUUGAUUUGUUUUCUCUUGGUGUUCUCAUUAAUAAAAUGUAUGGACAAUCGUUUGUGAACUCAGUGUUGAAUAAUACAAAAUGCUCAUUUGUGGCAUGUAAAGUUUAGACUCUUUUAAUGUUUCCGUUAA